Messenger RNA from Pocillopora damicornis (cauliflower coral), 1162 nucleotides. RefSeq lists its product as uncharacterized. Lineage: Eukaryota; Metazoa; Cnidaria; Anthozoa; Scleractinia; Pocilloporidae. Gene Ontology annotation, molecular function: pyridoxal phosphate binding; carbon-carbon lyase activity. The record is from RefSeq and is a predicted model, not a curated record. Gene Ontology annotation, biological process: carboxylic acid metabolic process.
UUUAAUCUUUUCUUCGUUCACGGCAAUAUAUCUUUAUUAUUUCUUUUGAAAUUUAGUUGGAGCACGACAAUGACACACCUGUCAAAUACAUCAUCACAACCUGCAUGGAUCCAUGGGCCACGUCCACAGAAUUCUUAGACGACAUGGGUGACAUUUUGAGGAAUACAAUCCUUAACGCAAUUGGAGCGUGCACCGAUGCCAAAGUUCUCCACAACUUUGUCACCACAGGAGUUGUCAAUCAGGAGAACGAAGUGAUCGCAUCUUACAUCGGAGACUUCAACAAUGUUUCCAAGCAGUAUGACAACGUGGUGAAACUGAAGUUCCUCCACGACAAAGACGCCGAAAAGUAUAUUUCCAUGCAAGAAAAACUGCUUAAGGCCAGCAGUGAGCCUCAGCCAAUUGUGUUUAGAAGCAAAAGACAAAGGUUCCACGAAAUCUUCUUUGAAGAGUCCGAGUACGCUGGUGAAAAGGAAAAGUUCGAUUGCUUCGUUGGUAUGCCUUCUGAUCAUGACAAGAAUCCAUUCAUGUCUGUAAAGAUGAAGAUCAUUGAUGUUCCACGUUACGAGCACUUUGACAAGGGCGAUUACCAAGAUCACGGUAACUACUUCAUGUAUGGCGACAAGAAGAGUGUGUUCCUGUUUCACAUUCCGACCAAAAGUCCAGAUUUCUUUCAGGUGGUUCAGCUUGAUGGCGUCCCUGAUCAUGUUGGCACGGAGAAGGUGGUGGACUUGUUGCUCAGAUAUGGAACCGAGGUGGAGAUUCCGAGCAUCUCUGGUUCACCAAAGAUCGAGCGUGGAGAGGUUCAAGACCCCUUGACCAAGAACAAGUUCGACAUCUCCUUCGUGGGAAUCGAUGGUGCGGAAGUCGCGUCCGAAGUGAAAAUAGCAAGGAAAAUCUGGUUUUCUGGAACUACCGUGUAAUGGUCAGACGUUAAAUGGGACUUCGUAUGGUUCACAGACUGUGAAAUUUCCUCAAAUUUUAUCUUUGUAGACACGAAAGUCCUUUUGUAAAAGUUCACUUUUCUUUGUGAGGUAUCCCUGCUGAUGUGUAAAUUCAGUUUUGCAAAAGUCUCCGAUCUACCACUCACUGACCAAACUGGGUGGCGAUAAGGUAAUACUUAAACGUUCGGUAUAAGUAUUCCCUGCCACCAUAAUGUAAGAGU